This is a messenger RNA of Pneumocystis murina B123, 1581 nucleotides long. RefSeq lists its product as hypothetical. The record is from RefSeq and is a predicted model, not a curated record. Gene Ontology annotation, cellular component: box C/D methylation guide snoRNP complex; small-subunit processome. NCBI's taxonomy places the organism in Eukaryota, Fungi, Ascomycota, Pneumocystomycetes, Pneumocystales, Pneumocystaceae. Gene Ontology annotation, molecular function: snoRNA binding. The coding region runs from base 1 to 1581 and encodes 526 amino acids. The transcript is spliced from 6 exons.
AUGGUCGAUCAAAUUCUUGCAGAAUUUGCGACAGGAUAUGCACUUUUUGAAGUGAUUCAAGCGGAGGCAAUUGGGGCAAAAUUAAGGGAAGUUCAAGAAGCAUCACAAGAUCUUUCAAAAUUUGGAAAAUUUAUUAAAUUAAGAAGUUUUUUACCAUAUAGAGAUGCAGCAAAUGCUCUUGAGAAUAUUAAAGAUAUAUCUGAGGGUUUAAUGAAUGAAAAUCUUAAAACAUUUCUUGAAAUGAAUCUUCCUAAAUUUGGGAAAAAAGGACGUAUUGUACUUGGAGUAUCUGAUAAAAAUCUUGCAGGAGAUAUUCGUGCAAGAUUUAAAGGAAUUGAAUGUGAUACAUCAGAAGUUACGCAAGAUUUAUUACGAGGAAUUCGUUUUCAUAGUGAAAAAUUAUUGAAACAGUUACAGCCAGGUGAUCUUGAAAAAGCACAAUUGGGUCUUGGUCAUUCCUAUUCUCGGGCAAAGGUAAAAUUUAAUGUAAAUAAGGUUGAUAAUCAUAUUAUUAAUGCAAUUGCUAUUAUGGAUCAGCUUGAUAAGGGUAUUAAUACAUUUUCUAUGCGUAUAAGGGAAUGGUAUGGAUGGCAUAUGCCAGAACUUGUAAAAUUUGUAAAUGACAAUUAUCAAUAUGCAAAGUUAGCAAUUUAUAUUGGAAAUAAAACUUCACUUUCUCAAGAUAAUCUUCAAGAUAUUGCAGCAAUUGUAAAUAACGAUCCAAUUACAGCUCAAAAUAUUAUUAACACAGCACGUAUUAGUAUGGGGCAAGAUAUGUCUACGGUUGAUAUGGAAAAUAUUGUGAUAUUUGCACAAAAAGUAGUAGAUCUUGUAGAUUAUAGGAAAAAAUUAUAUACAUAUCUCGUUAAUAAAAUGAAUACAAUAGCACCUAACCUUACAAAACUCAUAGGAGAGGUAAUUGGAGCAAGAUUGAUCUCACAUGCAGGAAGUCUUACAAAUUUAUCAAAAUACCCUGCAUCAACAGUCCAAAUUCUGGGUGCCGAAAAAGCAUUAUUUCGAGCUUUAAAAACUAAAGGAAAUACCCCAAAAUAUGGAAUAAUAUAUCAUUCUUCAUUUAUUGGACGUGCUGAACAAAGAAAUAAAGGACGUAUAUCACGGUUUUUAGCAAAUAAAUGUGCAAUUGCCAGUAGAAUAGACAAUUUCACAGAAAUACCUACUACACGAUUUGGGGAAAUUUUAAAAAAACAAGUAGAAGAACGGUUAUCAUUUUAUGAAUCAGGAACUGCUCUUACAAAAAAUAGCAUAGCUAUGAAACAAGCAAUAAAUUUGGUUUUAUCUGAAAAUAUUUCACAAAAUAUAUCUGAAAAAGACAAAAGAAAUAAAGAAAAGACUAAAGAAAAAAAGAAAGAAAAAGACAAAAAGAAAGAAAAAGACAAAAAGAAAGAAAAAGACAAAAAAAAAGAAAAGAAAAUAGAAAAACAGGAAAAAGAAAAGGAUAAAGUGAAAAAAGAAAAAAAAAAGCAAAAAAAGGAAAAAGAGAGUAAAGAAAAAAGGUCGAGAGAAGAUGAGGAAGAAAUAAAAUCAUCAAAAAAAAGGAAAAAAGAAAAUAAAAAUAAAUAA